This is a messenger RNA of Rhineura floridana, 7657 nucleotides long. Its product is annotated as zinc finger protein 135-like. The record is from RefSeq and is a predicted model, not a curated record. NCBI's taxonomy places the organism in Eukaryota, Metazoa, Chordata, Lepidosauria, Squamata, Rhineuridae. The transcript has 3 exons. Gene Ontology annotation, cellular component: nucleus. Gene Ontology annotation, molecular function: RNA polymerase II cis-regulatory region sequence-specific DNA binding; DNA-binding transcription activator activity, RNA polymerase II-specific. The coding region runs from base 1060 to 2304 and encodes 414 amino acids. Gene Ontology annotation, biological process: regulation of transcription by RNA polymerase II.
AAUCCUUGACAAGUUGUGUCCUCAUUGUCAACUUUAAAGUGGGGAAGGGCUAAGCUGGGGUUGAGGGAUUUGCUGCUCCCCCACCUUGCAAUCCUGUGCAUGUUUACUCAGAAGUAAAUCCCACCCUGUUGAAUGGGGCUUACCCACUAGGACUGGCGUCAGUUUUGCUGAGACGGCACCUCGGCAUUGCACCUGCACUCUUUGCCCACUCACUUCUCCCUGCUUCUCAUCACAUCUGUGGCUCCCACUGGCCCUCAGAAUUAUCCCCAGGCCAGCAGAACAGCUUGGUCUCCUUUGAGGAGGUAACUGCCUGUCUGUCCAAGGAGGAGCGGACUGUGCUGGAUCCAGGCCAAAGGGCUCUCUAGAAAGACGCCUUGCUGCGGAUCUGGGAAUGUGACUUCUCUGGGUGAAAGGCAGGAAAAAAGCAUUUUAUGGAUCCCUUUGUGGUGUCUUUGUAAACAAGCAAGCACAAAGUGGGAAAAGAGACAUCUGGGAAUAGAAGUGACUUAAAAGGCAGAAGGAAAAUCAAUGAAAGAAGAAAUCCUGUACUUUGCAGGGUGCUGUUAUCAAUGAACUCUGGAUCCCAUAGGAAGACCACAAAGGGAAAAGAAAAGGAAAGUGUUCAGUGUGGGAGAAAAUAUUAAAAAGUAAGCCCAAGUAAAAUUGCGGCAGCUACAGAGGGGAAAAAACAUAUCAGUGCAUGGAGUGUGAAAUGUGUUUCAGACUCUCACCAGCUUACUCCACAUGAAAGAACCCAUAUUGAACAGAAAGCAUAUGAGCGCAAGGAAUGUGGAAAGAGGUUCAGCAUGAGCUCUCACCUUACUUUACAUCAAAGAACGCAGACGGGGAGAAAUGAUAUGAAUGCAUGAGUGUGGAAAAAGCUCCAGUCAGAAGGGCCACCUUACUCAACAUAAAAAACAUACGCAUGCAGAGGAGAAACUGCAUGAAUACAUGUAGUGUGGAAAGUCCGUCCGUAUAAGAACUCAGCUUACUUUAUAUCAAAGAGCCCAUACAGGGAAGAAAAAGUAUAUAUGUACUGAAUGUGGAAAGAGCAUCAGCAUGAGAAAUAAGCUUACUCUACAUCAAAGAAUCCACACAGGAGAGAAACUAUAUAAAUGCAUAGAGUGUGGGAAAAACUUUAGUGGUAGAAGUGUUCUAACUGUACAUCAAAGAAUCCACACAGGAGAAAAACUCUAUAAAUGCAUAGAGUGUGGGGAAAACUUCAGUGGUAGAAGUGUUCUAACUGUACAUCAAAGAAUCCACACAGGAGAAAAACCCUAUAAACGUGCAGAGUGUGGAAUGAGCUUCAGUCAGAGGCAUCACCUUACUUCGCAUCACAGAACCCACACAGCGGAGAAGCCAUAUAAGUGUCUGGAGUGUGGAAAAUGUUUCAGUUCUAGUCAAAGCCUAGCUUCCCAUCACAGAACCCAUACAGGGGAGAAGCCAUUUAUUUGUCUGGAAUGUGGAAAGAGUUUCAGUCACAGUAGUAGCCUUUGUUUACAUCAAAGAACCCACACAGGAGAGAAACCAUACAAAUGCAUAGAGUGUGGCAAGAGCUUCAGUCAGAGCCAACACCUUACUUCACAUCACAGAACCCACACAGGGGAGAAGCCAUAUAAAUGUCUGGAGUGUGGAAAGUGUUUCAGUCAGAGCUCACAGCUUACUUUACAUCAAAGAGUCCACACAGGAGAGAAACCAUAUAAAUGUAUGGAAUGUGGAAAGACCUUUAAAGAAAGCGGCAAACUUACUUUGCAUCAACGAACCCACACAGGAGAGAAACCAUUUAAAUGCAUAAAGUGUGGGAAAAGUUUCAUUCAGCGCCAACAACUUAAUUCACAUCACAGAACCCACACAGGGGAGAAGCCAUAUAAGUGUCUGGAGUGUGGAAAGUGUUUCAGUCAUAGUAGAAGCUUUUCUUUACAUCAAAGAACCCACACAGGAGAGAAACCACAUAUAUGCAUAGAGUGUGGAAAAAGUUUCAGUUGGAGCCAAAGCCUUACUUCGCAUCAUAGAACCCACACAGGGGAGAAGCCAUAUAAGUGUCUGGAGUGUGGAAAAAGUUUCAGUUGGAGCCAAAGCCUUACUUCGCAUCAAAGAACCCACACAGGGGAGAAGCCGUAUAAAUGUAUGGAAUGUGGAAAGACCUUUAAAGAAAGCGGCAAACUUACUUUGCAUCAACGAACCCACACGGGAGAGAAACCAUAUGAAUGCAUGGAAUGUGGAAAGAGCUUCAGUGAUAGUAGAAACCUUUCCUCCCAUCAAAGAACCCACACAGGAGAGAAGCCACAUAAGUGUCUGGAGUAACAUCUUACUGCACAUCAAAGAACCCACAGAGGGAAGGAUACAAAAAUGUAUGGAGUGUGGAAAGAACUUCUGUCAUAGCAAAAGCAUUAUAGUAGGGCCCCCACUUUACGAUGCUUUGCUAAUGCGGCUGUCUCAAUUAGAUGCAAUUAGACUAAAGCUCCACUCAUACGGCGCUUGUUCCACUUUUACGGCGGUUUUCGGGCGUCGUGCACCAUUCUAUUGAUUGAGGUCCACUUUUCGGCGGUUUUUGCUUUUUGGCAGGGGUCCAGAAUGUAACGUGCCAUAUGAGUGGGGCCCUGCUGUACUUGAUAUUAAAUGAAGUGACUGCAUUAUGGCCCUAUCUUCAGAUUAUGUUCCUGGGACAUUAUCCCUGCUCCUAGAAACUGUUGACAUGGACUCUAACAUAAACAGUAAGCAAGGUUCAUUACUGACUGGCCUGUUUGGCCUUUGUAAUAAAACGAAGACGGGUGUUGCUGUCAGAUAUUAGCUUAUACUAUUUGGGCAGAUGCAAUUCACUAAACCUUGAUGUGGCUAACAUUACUGAAUUGCAACCCACCCUGGAUCUGUUGAAGGAAAGGAAAUAUUAAUAACAAUAUGCCCCUAGUUUCUUUUGCCUGAGUAGAUACAGGGACAGAGUUGACUUCUGUACUUGUUGCAGGGUUUGAUCAUUUUCUUUGUUUCACUAAAAGAUGAGUUUUGUCUACAUCUGAGAGAGAGUUUGGUGUGGUGAUUAGAGUCAGACUGGAAGCUGGACGACCAGGGUUCAAAUCCCUGCUCUGCCAUGAAGCUCACUAGGUAACUUUGGGGCAGUUAGGUGAGCCUAAACUACCUCACAGGAUUGUUGUGAGGAUAAAAUUGGCAGGGGGAGUGUGAUGUUCCUGUAUGUGAAUGUAAUGUAAAUAUGGUAAGUGCAGGUUUAUUAUAGGAAAUACGGUAAGUGGAGUGAGUGAGAAGGGGGAGUACAUGGGCUGUAGAAUGCUGGAUGUGGAUUGGCUGUGUGUUUGAAUGGCUGAGGGUAUAAAUGAGAGGAUGACAGUUGAGUUAUGGGGGUGUUGGACAAGGUGGUGGGUGUUGUAGAGUUGGUGGGGGUUGAAGAGUUGUGGUGUGGAGAGUAAGAGGUGGCUGUUGAGAGAUUGGAUUGGGAGUUCUGAGGCAAAUAUUAGGAAUAAGGAACAUAAGAGAAACAUAUAUGAAACCAUAUGCUUGUCAAUGAAAUCUGUAAGUAGUCUUGUUAUUCUUAGUGUUAUCAAUAAAUAUUUUCUUGGUUUACUUAAAGGCUGAUUCCUUAGCUGGGGGUGCACAGGUCAGGGGGGGAGGCAGAGUAACUAAGGCUGACAAGAAAUAGUAUUGAAUGGUGGUAGCGGCAAAGGAAGAGAUAUUGUAUCAACGUCCAGUACCACAGAGCAACCCAGUGCUGUGAGCUUCAUAGGCAAGAGGCUUCAGGGGGGUCGGGAAUUACCUAUAGACACAGACACAAGGUAUCAAAAUAGCCAGGAAGAGACUAAGGCACAGUCUAGAGGCUAUAUUGGGUACACAGAGUGUUGAGUAGUGUGGCCUAGCAGGGGGAUCUUUUGAGAUCUGUGCUAGAGCGGAGACAGGUAAAAAUAAACACGAUGAUCCUGACUUGGGGUGGCCAGAGGUAGGCUACAUGUCAUAAGGUGGGCCUGACAGAGAUGAGACAUCUCUAGUGGUCACAGAGAAGGGAAGGAUGUCACUGUGAUGUUCCUGUAUUAAUGUAUGUAUGGUAAGUGCUGUUCGUUUAGGAGAUACAUGGUAAGUGGAAAGAAAGAGGAUGAAGGAGUAAAUGGGCAGUAGAAUGCUGGAUGAUUGGCUGAGUGUUUAGAAUGGCUGAGAGUAUAAAUGGAAGGAUGACAGUUAAAUCUGGGUGGACGUUAGUGGGUUGUUUGAGAGGGUGGACGUGAGUGGGUUGUUUUGGUGGGUUUUUUGAGAGGAGAUUGUGUGGAGAGUUGGUGGAUGUGAGGAGAGUGUGGAGUUCAGAUUAAUACUAAGACAAGUACCAGAAAUAGAUGAAACCAUAUGCUUAUGUGCCUUUAUAAAGUAAUCUUGUUAUCUUUGUUAUUUAAUAAAUACUGUAUUUGGUCUACCAAAGGCCUGAUCCUUGGCUGGGGUUUCACAGACCAGAAGGGAGGGUAAGGUAAAUACCAAGGCUGAAGGCUAACAAAUGGUGGCAGCGGUGAAGGGGAGAAUAUAACACCACAAGUAUUCCGAGCAAACCAGGAUUAUCUGCAUUGAUACAAAGGGAUUGGAACAGCUUAAGCACGCAGUCACAGAGGUAACCUGAUUGAGAGAGACUCAGGCAGAGUCUCUGGGGAUACUGGUUAUAGAACGUGACUGGUGGUGCUGCCUAGCAGGGGGAUCUAUUGAGAUCUGUGCUAGAGCGGAGGGAGAAACCAUAAAAAAGGACAGUCUGGACUGGUGGAGUCCCUGGUGGUGCCUAGUGACAGGCAGUAGCCACGAGCAGGUAGGAACCUGACAGGGAGAGCCAGGGAAGGGCGUCACAGUCACAUGUGGUGGCUGUAGCGGUGGGAUAUGAACAACAGAGAGUCCCUAAAAGUGGUGUGGCUAAAAGGAAUAACAAAUAAAGAUUACUUGUGAGAGUGACUGGCAAAGAGUGUGUGAGCUCCGAAAAACAUGGCUGAAUAUAUGAAAAUGAAAAGAGAGGAGCUGGUGGAGAAAUGCAUAGCGUUCUAUUUACCUCAUGAGGAUAAAGGUGUAGAUGAAUUGUGAGUAGCAUUGAUAACAUUCGCAUCAAUCCAAUCCAAAGACCCUGUCAAAGAGACCCUAUUUAAUUUAUUUAUUUUAUUUUAUUUAUAUACCGCCCUAAGCCCGAAGGCUCUCUGGGCAGUGUACAUAGAAGAUAAAAACAAGUACAAUGUAUAAAUACAAUAAAUACAAUGAAUCAAAAACAAAAAACAGAGGAACAAUACAAGAACCAAACAACGUCAAGAAUACAAAAUAAGAGUACUCUAAUUAAUAAAGGGUACUCUAAUUAGAAGGGUACUCAAGUAAUCCUACUUAUAUAGAGUAUUUAAGAGAAAAGGUAAGAUGGGAAGCUGAGGAAAAAGACAAGCAGUGGGUCUUUGCAACUGAGAGAUUGAGAAUGGAUGCUGAAAGAGGGAGAAUGGAGGCUGAGGAGAAGGAAAAGCAGCAAAUGUUGGAGAUUGAAAGAUUGAGAAUGGAGGCUGAAAGAGGGAGAAUGGAGGCUGAGAUACAAAUGGAAAAGUUAAAAUUAGAAAGAGAGAAGUUUCAUUCUGAUGAAACAAGGAAAGACAGAAAUGAAACAAAAAUAAAGAUUACGCCAAAAGACUUUGUGGUAUAUGAGCCUGGACAAGACCCACAAAUUUACCUCAACACAUUUGAAAAGGCAGCUUAGAUGUGGGGGCUACCAGAAGAUAAAUAUAUGUCAUAUUUAUCCAAUCUAAUCAAAGGGGAACUGGCAGAGAUAUACCAAUAUUUCCCCUCAGACAGGCCAGUAACUUAUGACAAAUUUAAAGAGGCAGUGUUCAAAGAAUUCAGACCGGGAUCUGACUAUUUUAGGAAGUUAUUUAGAAACUGCCAGAUCCAAACAGGGAGGUCUUUUGUAGAAUUGGGAGCAAAAUUGAUGGACAUAUUUGGAAAGUGGAUGGGGAGUUCAAAGGCUCAUUCAGUGGGUGACAAGCUUCAUGAUACUGGACCAACUAUAUCAUCAGUUACCAUCAGAAAUAAGGCUCCUGGUUAAAGACCGUUCCCCUAAAUCUGUUCAGGAGGCAGCAGAGUUGGCAGAUCACUUAGCCUCAAAUAGAACUGGCUGGGUGGGAAAAACAUCAAGAGAGUUUAAACCCAGACCCAGUAAUAAUGGCAGAAGGGAUGUGGUACCACAGCGAGUGAGUCCUCGAAUAAAAUCAGAAGGGCACAGGACACCUCAGAGUGGGUCUGUGUACCCCAAAAUGGAGGAAAAAUUAUGCUAUAAAUGUGGUAGGCCAGGACAUCUUCGCUUCCAAUGUGAAGUUGCCAACCCUAUUGGUAAUCCUGCUCAAGGAAGAGCAGUGAAAACAGAACCAAGAGAGGGAGAAAAGAAGAAAGUUCAGUUCUGCCAGAUAAACUGGACAAAUGUAUAGGACUUUGAUUCAAGUCUGAGAGAGGAAGUGAGUGUGCAAGGGGCAAAAUAUUGGGCUUUGCUGGAUCCUGGUGUUGCUCAGACUUUACUGAGGCCAGAUUUGGUAAAAUCUGAGGAAAUUUUACCUCAGGAAAAGGUGAUAAUUCAAGGAGUGAGGGGUGAACCAGAAAGCAUUCCCAUGGCCCUUAUAAAAUUAUUAUUAUUAUUUAUUCAGCUUAUUAUAUUUUAUUUAUUCAGCUUAUAUCCCGCCCGACUAGCAAACAGCUCUCUGGGCGGCAAACAUAGCAACAUAUACAAUAAUAAAAUUACAACGUCAGUAUAACAAAUAUAAAAAUACACCAUCUAAAAUAGAAAUUAUAACAUUUACAUAAAUAACUUAGAUUAAAAUGCCUCAGAGAAGAGAAAGGUUUUAACCUGGCGCCGAAAGGAUAAUAGUGUCGGCGCCAGGCGUACCUCCUCGGGGAGACUAUUCCACAAUUCAGGGGCCGAAUGGAGAGGAAAGGAGGAGACCUGUAAAGUGGGUAUCAAUGCCCAGCAAUAAGAACCAGUGAUACUGGGAAGAGAUGCUAUGGGAGCACAAGGAAAACUAUAUGUUGUGACCCGAAAUCAACUGAGCAAGGGAGCUGAAGCCAUUUUGGCUGGCUCUGAGCAAAACAGGGUGGAAUCUGUGGCUGAGCCUGAGGUUGCCAUAGCAACCCCUAGUGAGCCUGAUAUGAGACAUUGUUCAAAUGGUUUCUUCUGCUGAGGCACAACAGUUCAGAAAAGAGCUGGAGAAUGAUAAAAGUUUAAAACAAAUAAAGGAACAAGCCCUUCCACAAAGAAUCCCCUUUACAGAAAAUCUGAGGGAUCAAAUAGUGUGUGAGAAUGGGGUACUGUACAGACUGUGGUUGCCUGCUGAGAGAGAGAACUGCUGUGAACCAGUCAAACAGUGCCUAGCAAAUAUAGACCUAGAUUGCUGGAUAUGGCACAUGAUGUUCCUUGUUCAGGGCAUCUUGGAAUAAAAAAGAUGAAGAAAAGGCUGACAACACAUUAUUAUUGGCCUAAUAUUUCCAAGGAUAUAAAACAGUACUGUUCCUCCUGUCUCAUUUGUAAAAAAGUGGGGAAAAGUGGGGUAAAAACAAAAGCACCCUUGAAGACCCUUCCCAUAAUAGGACAGCCAUUCUAUAGAGUGGGAAUAGAUUUGGUGGGUCCUUUCUCUAAACCUAUGAGACAUGGCAGGAAAUAUAUACUAGUAGU